This is a messenger RNA of Striga hermonthica, 2097 nucleotides long. The record is from the annotation of a GenBank genome assembly. NCBI's taxonomy places the organism in Eukaryota, Viridiplantae, Streptophyta, Magnoliopsida, Lamiales, Orobanchaceae.
AUGUCGAUUAAAUCGAUAUUUAUCACGGCCGUAAUAGCCUUAUCUUCCUCCAUCUUCUUCUUCUUCUUCCCCUCUCAUGACCCCUCUUCCUACCAUUCCCUCUUCAUCUCUCCAGCCCUCUCGAGCAAUGACUCUAUCGCGGCCCAUCUCCGCACCCUCACUCGCCGGCCCCACAUUGCGGGCUCAGAGGCCAACUACGAGGCGGGCGAUUACGUCCUCUCCACCCUCUCCUCCCUCGGCAUUUCGUCCCGCGUCAUGCCUUACGAAGCCGCCCUCGACUAUCCGGGCCACCGGUCACUCGUACUCCUCGCCGACCCACGCGUCGAGUUCGCCCUCGUCCAGGAGACCUAUGAGGGCGACCCGUACGCCAACGUGUCCGCCGAAGCAGUCCCGACUUUCCAUGCUUAUGCUCGAUCGGGCACUGCUGUGGGCCCCGUUGCGUAUGCCAACUACGGGCGUGUGGAGGAUUACGAGGUGUUAAAGCAGAUGGGGGUCAAUAUCUCGGGCAGCGUGGUACUUGCCAGGUACGGGCAGAUAUUUAGAGGGGACAUAGUCGAUAAUGCGUUUGCUGAGGGGGCGGUGGGGGUGCUCGUCUUCACGGACAGGAAGGACUUUGGCGGGGACGAGUGGUUUCCGGAUGACAGGUGGAUGCCUCCGAGCGGGGUCCAGCUGGGCUCCGUGUACAGUGGGAUGGGCGACCCCACCACGCCAGGCUGGCCCAGCACACCCGCCUGUGAGAGGAUAUCGGACGACCAGGUGGCGGAUGUUCCGCUCAUACCUUCUCUACCAAUCUCCUGGGCUGAUGCUCAUGUCAUUAUUAGGGAGAUUGGCGGACAGGUGGCAGCCGAUGAUUGGCAAGGGGGGAAGGAUGCCCCUGUUUACCGACUCGGCCCGGGACCCGCAGCCGUCAAUUUGACUUACAUAGGGAACCAAGUGAUUAAAAGAAUCGAGAAUGUUAUCGGUGUAAUCGAAGGAUGGCAAGAACCUGACAGGUAUGUUAUUCUGGGUAACCAUCGGGACGCAUGGUCGUUUGGGGCUGCCGAUCCCAACAGUGGGACCGCAUGCCUUCUCGAGAUUGCUGAAAGAUUGUAUAAGCUUCAGCAGAAGGGGUGGAAGCCAAGAAGAACUAUCAUUUUCUGCAGUUGGGAUGGAGAGGAAUUCGGCCUGAUAGGGUCAACAGAAUGGGUUGAAGAGAAUAGACAAAUGUUGGUUUCGAGGGCCGUGGCUUACUUGAAUCUUGAUGUUGCAGUUGCUGGACCUCUUAUACUACCACCCUCUGCAACUCCACAGCUUGAUGAUCUGCUUGCACAAGCUGCUAAGCAGGUCCCGGACCCGAACAACUCAUCACAGUCGAUCUACGAUUCUUGGAUCAGCUCGACAGAUGAUUUUACCUUUGGAAGAUUAGGAGGUGGAGGGUCGGAUUAUGCAUCUUUUGUCCAACACAUUGGUAUUCCAGCAAGCGAUUUAUCUUUAGGAGGAGAUUACCCGGUGUACCACUCGUUGUACGAUGACUUUGUCUGGAUGAGCAAAUUUGGUGAUCCAAUGUUUCAAAAGCAUGUAGCAGCAGUCGCAAGUCUUAGUGGUUUAGUAGCACUCAGACUGGCAGACGACGAGAUUUUACCAUUCAACUACACCUCUUACGCGCUCGAGCUUCAGAAAAGUGCAGAGGAGUUGAAAAGUCGAUUGUUGAAUAGAACCGUGACCCUCGAUCCCCUGUUCAAGUCCAUCAAUGACCUCGAAAAAGCUGCCGCAAACAUAAACAACGAGCGGAAGGCAUUAAUGGAAAGCAAAGGGUGGUCAUCAGUGAGGAUAGACGAGCAGAAAGCAAGAGAGUUGAACGACAGGCUGAUGAUGACCGAGCGUGCAUUCACGGACAGUGAUGGGCUUACGGGAAGGUCGUGGUACAAGCAUUUGAUCUAUGGACCAUCAAGGAACGACGAGUACGGCUCCAGCUCUUUCCCGGGAGUCGAUGAUGCAAUUGGAAAUGCACUCGACUUAAAUACGAGCGAGUCUUGGAGUUCGGUACAACAUGAAAUCUGGCGAGUUGCUAGGGUCGUUACACAAGCUUCACUAUGCCUCGGGGGCACGUUAACAUGA